Alnus glutinosa is the source of this 489-nucleotide messenger RNA. RefSeq lists its product as uncharacterized. NCBI's taxonomy places the organism in Eukaryota, Viridiplantae, Streptophyta, Magnoliopsida, Fagales, Betulaceae. The transcript has a single exon. The record is from RefSeq and is a predicted model, not a curated record. The coding region runs from base 1 to 489 and encodes 162 amino acids.
AUGGAGUCAUUCCAAAAGGCCCUAUCCGAUUGCAACCUUUUGGACUUGGGUUUUGUAGGACCAAGAUAUACAUGGUGUAAUGAUCGAAUGAAUGGAGGUAUCACACGAGAAAGGCUUGACAGGGUAGUUACCAACCAUGAGUGGAGCCGGUUUUCUGAUGUGAUCAGUGUUGAUGUUUUGCCUAGGAAUUGCUCAGAUCACAAGCCUCUCCUUGUGUUUUUCUCCAAACACCAUGUUAUGGCUUGGCGUAAGCAAAGACAGUUCAAGUAUGAAGCAAGCUGGGAAAAGCAUAAGGAUUAUGGGAAGUUGGUAAAACAGGUAUGGAGGGUUCGUGACUCCUGGGAGACUGCAUGGACCAAACUGAGGAAUAAUUUAAAAGGUUGCCAAAGGGUGUUCCAGAAGUGGGUGAGAAAGGAAGGUGGUAAUUUGGAGGAAAAAAAUAAGAGGGAAGAAGCAGGAAUUGCAAUUUCUUCAAAUGCUGGAGCCUGA